Messenger RNA from Cololabis saira (Pacific saury), 2226 nucleotides. Its product is annotated as NADH-cytochrome b5 reductase 3-like. The transcript is spliced from 9 exons. Gene Ontology annotation, molecular function: FAD binding; oxidoreductase activity. Gene Ontology annotation, cellular component: mitochondrion. The record is from RefSeq and is a predicted model, not a curated record. Bases 115 to 1014 code for a protein of 299 amino acids. NCBI's taxonomy places the organism in Eukaryota, Metazoa, Chordata, Actinopteri, Beloniformes, Belonidae.
CAUCAACCGGAUGUGUAUGAGCUGCAACACUUGGACAGUUGGUCGAGCCGUCAUAGUUUAGAGGCUGCUCUCUGCUUCAACUAACAAUCUUGCAUUUGUCUGAACGGACUAAAAAUGCUCUCCUACAUCAUUGGCCUCAUCAGGGGCGGCUUUGACGGCAUCAUCAACCUCAUCUUCAGGCUGUUCUUCUCCAAACGCAGACCUGCCAUCACCUUAGAGGACCCCAACAUUAAAUACGCCCUGCGGCUCAUAGAUAAACAGAUCGUCAGUCAUGAUACGAGGAAGUUCCGCUUUGCUCUGCCUUCUGCUGAGCACGUCCUCGGUCUGCCUAUUGGGCAGCACAUCUAUCUGUCCGCUAAAGUCGAUGGGAAGCUGGUCGUCCGUCCUUACACACCGGUGUCCAGUGAUGACGACAGCGGUUACGUAGAGCUGGUGGUGAAGGUUUACUUUAAAGACGUUAACCCUAAAUUUCCAGAGGGUGGGAAGAUGAGCCAGUAUUUGGAGAACCUCAAGAUCAAUGACACGAUUGAUUUCAGAGGACCCAGUGGCCUUCUCGUUUACAAAGGCAAAGGUGUUUUUGACAUUCAGCCUGAUAAAAAGACUCCGGCUGUGACCAAAACGGCUAAACAUGUGGGCAUGAUUGCUGGAGGGACAGGCAUAACUCCCAUGCUGCAGAUCGUCACAGCCAUCAUGAAGGACCCUGAAGACCAGACCGUGUGCCACCUGCUGUUUGCCAACCAGACUGAGAAGGACAUCCUGCUGCGAGAAGAGCUGGAGGAGAUUCAAGUCAACCACCCGGAGCGCUUCAAGCUGUGGUUCACUGUCGACAGAGCGCCUGAAGGCUGGGAGUACAGUGAGGGCUUCAUCAGCGAGGACAUGGUGAGGGAACACCUCCCACCCCCCACAGAUGACACCCUCGUCCUGAUGUGUGGGCCUCCGCCAAUGAUCCAGUUCGCCUGCAACCCCAACCUGGACAAACUCGGCCACUCAAACAGCCGGAGAUUCGUCUUCUAGACGUCUGUCCUCACAGGAGUCGAGGUUUGCUUAUUUAAAGGGUCUCCAGUAUCGUCUCUGCUCUGAAAGCACUAAGAGUUUUGCACACGUAUAGCAUUCAUAUGGCUGAUAUUCAUCAUGUGACAUAAUCACAGCAAGGACCAAUAUGGGUUUGAUGGAAAGGCGGGGAGUCGUAAGUUAAAAGUAUGUGAUGUGGGGUUUUUUGUUUUGUUUCUGGCAAUGGUUCUCGGAUGUUUGGUGUUAAAUGAGGAUGUUACUAUGAAACUCUUGUGCUGGAGCUUCAGUUUGGUUUUAAUCAGUGCCUUAACACCUGCAAAGCUUUUUCUAAUGCACAUGAAGACUUGUAACUUGCUUCAUUCAGAGUUGUUGAUCAUGUCAAACCUGCCGUUGUCAAAGAUUAUUAUUGUUAUGGCUGAAACAUGUUCACUGGUUAUUUAUUGACAACUAAGUGAAGUAUGCUCUUGAAAUCUGGCAGCUGCUUGUGUUCAGAUGUGCAACAUAACUAUCAACUGCUACUGAAUUAUUGAUACACAGAUCCCAACUGUUUAUAUAAAAAAGGGAAAGAACACUGCCAAGUGAGUUUUUCAUUUUUAUUAUCAAAAAUUUAAAAACAAGCAGAGUACAUCUAUAACACUUAAACAUGUUGCCUUUGGUUUCAGUGAUUGUCUUUUAGGACCUUCAGGGACAUGCACUUAUAUUGAUUCAUAAAUAUAAACCAACAUGUCAUCUUGUUUAAAGAAGGUCGACUAGUUAAGUGUUUCCAUUAAGAAAAAGAGAUGUAACGUUAUUAAGUCAACUUGAGAUGUGAUAUUUAACCUGGUUACAGCAUGUUGAUCUCAGUGGGGUCUCUUUCAAUUUAGGAUCGUUACUUAACCAUCAAUGGUAAUCUGACACUUAUUUAGCAACUUUGUGUAAAAAAAACAAAAACAAACUUGUAAUGUUGACCAUGUGUAAACAUGCAUUUUCCUUUUAAAUCUGUUACUUCCAGGUUUAUGAGUGAAUCCUGUUCUGAAAGAGGUCCCACCAUGGAGGUCUGCAGCCAGACCCUUUUCCAUUUGUCGAGGUUUUGACAUUAACGAUGAGUAUCUGUGUCUGCCAGUAAAGUCAAAACCCAAACAAAUACAUUUAAAAUGUAGCUUCUUUCCAACAAGCUGAUAUCUUCCGUACCAUUUAAAAAAAAAAAAAAAAAAAGUUAAACACAACCAAGUCCUG